Molecule: messenger RNA, 1971 nt
Organism: Populus nigra (black poplar)
Lineage: Eukaryota; Viridiplantae; Streptophyta; Magnoliopsida; Malpighiales; Salicaceae
Exons: 5
Coding region: 356-1585 (409 amino acids)
Biological process (GO): carbohydrate metabolic process
Molecular function (GO): undecaprenyldiphospho-muramoylpentapeptide beta-N-acetylglucosaminyltransferase activity
Source: RefSeq, a predicted model, not a curated record
GAAAGGAAAAGAAAAGGAAGAGAAGAAAGAAAACAAAAAUUGAUCUGUCUUUGUUGAUAAAAGAGAUUAGAAGAAAAAGGGUUCGUCAGGAGAGGGUUCUUUUUUUAUUCUCUUGAUUAUUUUAUUUUUUUUUGUUUUUUCUAUUUUUUUCUCAUCCAUGUAAGAUUCUGAAAAUAUUAAAAAAUAUUUAAGUUGUCGGAAAAAAAAAUUUCUUAUAGGUCCAUGUUGUCCCUGCCGGCCGCCACUUCAGUUACGCACAAGGCACAAUUUUUCUCUCAGCUACUCGGUCUCCCACCUUCACAUUUCAGUGCUAAAAAACAAGAAAAUCACUAAUGCACCUUAGCUUCCCUCUCCAAUGGCCACUAUCCCUCAUCACCACCUCCACCAACUUGCCUUUAUACCAUCUUGCCCCUCCUCCUCCUCCUCCUCCCCCUCCUCCCCCCCUUCUCUCCUCUCCCUCUCCACCAAACACAGGUCUUUCAAGAUCUUAUGCUGCCUAUCAAUAAAGGAAUCAACAAAUGAUCACCAAAUCACCCCACAAGAACCUAGCACCCCUAAGAACAACCUCAGGGUGGUGUUCGCAGCUGGGGGAACAGGUGGCCACAUAAUUCCAGCUGUUGCAAUAGCUGAUGAGCUCAGAGUAUCAAACCCCAACAUUGAAAUCCUCUUCAUAGGAACUCCAAAUAGCAUGGAAAGCACUUCCAUCCCUUCUGCAGGCUACCCUUUCACUUCCAUCCCUCCAGUAAAACUUUGCAGGCCUCUCGUUUCCCUUGAAAAUCUUACCCUUCCCAUCCAUUUGAUCCAUUCAAUAAUCCAUAGCUUUAAGCUACUUAAAGAAUUUGAUCCCCAUGUUGUUAUAGGCACAGGGGGUUAUGUUUCUUUCCCUACUUGCCUUGCUGCUUUAUUACAAAGAACCAAGAUUGUUAUUCAUGAACAGAAUUCUGUUCCGGGUAUUGCAAAUUAUGUUCUUUCAUAUUUUUCUCACUUAGUUUUUUUGUCUUAUAAUUCAACAAUUGAGUGUUUUCCAAAAAAGCAUAACUGUGUGGUGACUGGGAAUCCUGUGAGGGUGUCAUUGAGGCAGUUUGUUUCCAGGGCAGUGGCAAGGCUGGAGUUCUUUCCAAUGGCUGGGGAGGAGGCUAAGGUCAUUUUAGUGCUUGGAGGGUCUUUGGGGGCUAAUGCUAUUAACAUUGCUUUGCUGAAUGUUUAUAGUCAAAUGUUAUUGGAGCAUAAGGAUUGGUAUAUUAUAUGGCAAACUGGCGUGGAGUCUUAUAAUGAGAUGGAGAGUCUUGUUAGAAAUCAUUCAAACUUGGUUUUGAAGCCGUUCUUGCAUUCAAUGGAUUUGGCAUAUGCUGCUGCAGACCUUAUUGUUUCUAGAGCAGGUGCAAUGACUUGCUCUGAGAUCUUGGCCACUGGAAAAUCUGCUAUUCUGAUACCAUCACCAGAUGUAGCAGAAGGACAUCAAUUCAAAAAUGCUUCUCUGAUGGCAGAUGUAGCAGGAACAAGGGUUAUAACUGAAGAUGAACUUGAUUCUACAACUCUGGGAACUGCAAUUGAAGAGAUAUUAGUACAGACGAUGAUGCUUUGAGAGCAGAGAUGUCAGAAAGGGCCCUGAGAGCUGCAAAGCCUGAUGCCUCUGCACAGAUUGCACAACAUAUUCUUUCCUUGGUUGAAUCAACAACCAAAAGGAAGUAGGACAAGUUUUAGUUGAUGAAAUGAAAAGAAUUUCGGCGUGGUAAUUUACCGUUGCUAUUAACUCUUUUUUCGGCUGAAUUAUGAUAUCUUUCCGGACCUCAGAUUCGAUACGAGUUGAGCACGCAGGAUCAUCCAAUAAUAUGUUCGGUGUUUGAUGUUUUUAUGUUUGUCUAGGAGGAUUUUGCAAUUUAAGAUUGAAAUUCUAAGUUAACUAAUUUAAUUUACUUGUUUAAUUCUAAAUUUAUAUUAAAGAGUUCCAUAAAUAUUAAUAUGAUUAAA